CUUCAUCUUCUUAGAGUCAUCAAACACUCGUUUAACAUAUUGAACACUCGUCGAACUUAUUGAACACUCGUCGAACUUAUUGAACGAUGGGUAAAUCAUCGAAAGACCCUCCCCAAACUCCUACGCGCAUUCCGCGCCCUUUCACCCCAACUAAUGGCACAUCGCCUACACGUUCUAACCCUCGUCGUGGCAUGGGUCUCUUGCAAGCAGUUGGUCGCGGUGACAUCUUCCGCGGCGCAUCUCGCGCAGAGGAGAUUGGCCGAAUCGGUGUUUGGCCUCUUAGUACGACUGUUAAUGAAGCCCAAGGCAACGCCGUCGGACCUAUGCGUCCAGCGGCCCACCAAUCUGGCAUCCCCCCUCCCAUCAACGCCACUUAUCAUCAGAAUCCUUCAAGGCCCGCAUCAUCGCGCGGUCCGUCGGCUAGCAUCAUGACUGGUAGCCCCGACUCUCAGCUUACUACUGGUUAUACAUCGGCCACUACAUCGACUAGCCCUGAGGGGGUCACGGGAGAUCGCCGCCGAGUAAUGAGCGGUAACUCUACGGUUGCGAUUGAAACCAGUGGCUACCACCCGUACGCACCGCAAGUCCGCCACCGACGCCCCGGCAGUAGCCUCCCCGUGCGUUCGCCUCCUCCGCGCCCACCUCCCGAGCCUUGCGAUAUCGCAUACUUCAUGCCCGGCGCGUGGACCAAGCGCGAACUGAAGCUCCCCAAGAGCCCUAAGGUCCCGUCCGGCGCCUCGGACGACAGUCUCGGCUCGAAGCAUCGCGACAGCCUGCGCCUGGCUAGCAUUCAGAAUGUUCCUCGUCUGACACCCCCCGGCACUAAGAAAGGCAAGUUUAGUGACUUCUUUACCAACGAGAACGCAGAUAGCCCGCAGUCGGACGGCUCUCAGGCCAAGCCUGGUCAGGGUUCGGGCGCUGGCUCGCAGAUGAGCCGUGAGUCGAGCGUUUUUGAGGAGUGGCCUCUUCCGGUUGAGAAGCUGAAGGAUAGUUCUGAGUUGGAGCUUCAGGACGCUAGAACCAAGGAGUCACCUGGUGCAGCAGAGAAUGAGAUUACUGACCAGAAGGACAUUAUUGAGUCAAAGGAUGAGGAAUACAUGGGAGGUUUUACUCAGGAGAUCGUUGAACAGAUGGAUGCAGACCAGAAGGAGAGCGAUGACUUGUCGCCUGGCUCAAAGAAGGCGGAUGCAGAGCUGGAACGCGACCACAGAGAGGAGCCCUUAAUCAUGGAUGUGUCUUGCAUGUUGGCAAGUAUGGGUCUUGAGCAAAUGAGUGACUAUGACCCCUCCAAACAUAUACUGCCCGGAGAGUCAGCGCCACGAGGUCCCCGACGCCAGGAUUUGCUGGAUUUGUCUCCCGCCACCGAUCUCAACAACCCUCAGUCGCAACUUGGCAGCGGCAGCGCCCACAAGACCUUCGACCUGCGCUCACAGCUUCCGCGACCCACGCAGAAAGCCGGCGGAGAGAAGGAAAGCGGAAUCCCCAAGUCUCGCACGCGCAACGUGCUAAACAACCUAACGUCCUCGCUUUCUCGCGCAUCGCUGUCGAGCUUCCGUAUGCAAUCUCGUCGCCACACGCCGUCCGCCAUGGCCAGCCCCAACGAAGACGACUCGCCGGCACGCACGCAGCGCCCCAGCGGCGACGAAGACCUGAUAUCUUCGCAGCAGGCGUCCGCGGCGCACCACCUAGACAGCGUGCGCCUGAUCUACGAGGCGCGCGACGCCGAGUGGUGGACGGGCCGCUUCCUGGCGCUUGAAGACCGGUUCCGUAACGAGAACCUGUCGCCGGAGAACAUGGCGGCCAUCAUCGCGGCCGCGACCAAGAUCCCCGGCCCCACCACCACCACCGCCAGCAAGCCGCAGAACCCGGCCGGCCUGCCGUCGUCCAGCACCAUGGCGUGCUUUCCAUCAUCGUCGAAUGUAGGCGGCGUCGACGACGACGACGACGCCCAGAAGAAGAAGGUCGAGGCGAAGCAGCGCGCGGCCCUGCUUACCGACGAGGACGCGCGCGCGCGCCGCGUGUUCGCGCACCUCCACGCGCUGUGCAUGACGGAGGCCGCGCGCAAGAGCUUGCGCGCUUUCCAGCAGCAGUACGCGCGCAAUGCUGGUAAGGAGGCGCUGCUGCCUCCCGGCGGCACUAUGUACGAGGAUCCGAAGGGCAAGGGCAAGAGAUGGGUUGGUCGCAUUUUUAGCGGCAAGGAUAAGGAUAAGGAUAAGGAGGAUGGCGGCAAGAAGGGAGGUCCCUCGCGUUAGGGACGACUCGGUAUUACGCUACGCAUGCGCUGCAUAAAUUGCAAGCCAUGGU
Molecule: messenger RNA, 2304 nt
Organism: Annulohypoxylon truncatum
Lineage: Eukaryota; Fungi; Ascomycota; Sordariomycetes; Xylariales; Hypoxylaceae
Exons: 1
Coding region: 87-2252 (721 amino acids)
Source: RefSeq, a predicted model, not a curated record